AUGGACUCGGCCACUACUACAAGUCUCGAAGCCCCUACGGGGACAGUAUCUGCUCGACGAGAUGAGAUUACGAGAGAGCCUUCCGCCCCCGCCGAGGUUCCCGAUGAACGAACAAAUGGAGAAAAGAAGCAUGUUUCUUUUAAAAAAUAUAAACAUGUUACCGCCGUUCACUCCGAGUCGAGGCCAUCCACCCUGAGCCAUGAUGCGACGGCCCCUCCCAGUUUCUUAGGGUUUAGAAACUUGAUGGUUAUCGUGCUAGUGGUCGGAAAUCUGCGAUUGGUCAUCGAGAAUAUGCAAAAGUACGGAAACCUGAUAUGUUUAACGUGCCACGAUUUCCGUCGUAAAGAUACUCUUCUCGGCUUUCUCCUCUAUAUACUGGUUCCUUGUCACCUCUUUAUCGCGUAUUCGUUGGAAUGGUACGCAGCUAAGCAGGCCCGGAUCUCGCGAGCACAAUCCGCUAUCAAAGGGGCGCCCGCGACCCCGACGAAAGAUCAGCAAGCCAAUUUCGAGGCGAAGUGGAAGAUUAUUAGGACUGCCCAUCUUCUGAACGCCACUCUAGCUUUGGCCGUCCAUAGUUGGGUCGUCUAUUUCCAUAUUUACCACCCCUUGAUUGGUACCGUAACGGAGCUUCACGUCAUUAUCGUCUACAUGAAGGUCGUAUCGUACGCGCUUACGAACAGGGACCUCCGCCAUGCGUAUCUCCACCCGGUUAAAGGCGAAUUGGCUGCUCUCCCUGAGAUAUAUGCGCAAUGCCCGUACCCCCUGAAUAUCACGAUGAGCAAUCUGACCUACUUCUGGUGGGCUCCGACUCUCGUCUACCAACCGGUAUAUCCUCGAUCGGAGAACAUCAGGUGGCUUUUCGUCAUCAAGCGGCUAGGCGAGCUGGGCUGUCUAAGCGUCUUCAUAUGGUUCUGCAGCGCGCAGUACGCGGCCCCGGUCCUAUGGAACUCGCUCGACAAGAUAGACCACCUAGACUUCGUAUCGAUUGUCGAGCGGCUGUUGAAGCUGUCCACGAUCUCGCUCAUCAUAUGGCUAGCCGGCUUCUUCGCCCUGUUCCAGUCGUCGCUCAACGCUUUGGCCGAGAUCAUGCGGUUCGGCGACCGUUCGUUCUACGACGACUGGUGGAACUCGGCGGGCUUGGGGGACUACUGGCGUCUGUGGAACAAGCCCGUGUAUCAGUUCAUGAAGAGGCACAUAUUCUCGCCGCUGAUAGGCCGAGGCUGGAACAUGAAUCUGGCCAGCGUCGCCGUAUUCUUCGUCUCCGCCGUGCUGCACGAACUCCUGGUGGGAAUACCUACCAAGAACCCAAUAGGGGUUGCGUUCAUGGGCAUGCUCGUCCAGAUCCCGCUGAUCUGGCUGACGCAGCCGUUCGCGCAGAUGAAGGGCCCCAACGGCCGCCUCAUCGGCAACUGCAUCUUCUGGGUCUCCUUCACGAUCCUCGGCCAGCCGUUCGCCGCGCUGGUCUACUUCUACGCCUGGCAAGCUAAGCACGGAUCCGUCGCUAAGAGGAUGGCUCUGAACCAGCCGCCUGUGACGAGUUAG
This is a messenger RNA of Daldinia caldariorum, 1542 nucleotides long. RefSeq names its product MBOAT, membrane-bound O-acyltransferase family-domain-containing protein. The transcript is spliced from 4 exons. Gene Ontology annotation, biological process: triglyceride biosynthetic process. Bases 1 to 1542 code for a protein of 513 amino acids. Gene Ontology annotation, cellular component: endoplasmic reticulum membrane. The record is from RefSeq and is a predicted model, not a curated record. NCBI's taxonomy places the organism in Eukaryota, Fungi, Ascomycota, Sordariomycetes, Xylariales, Hypoxylaceae. Gene Ontology annotation, molecular function: diacylglycerol O-acyltransferase activity.